Spirodela intermedia is the source of this 10577-nucleotide messenger RNA. The record is from the annotation of a GenBank genome assembly. NCBI's taxonomy places the organism in Eukaryota, Viridiplantae, Streptophyta, Magnoliopsida, Alismatales, Araceae.
AUGGGGACCCUGGGGAAGGCAAUCUACACGGUGGGGUUUUGGAUCCGGGAGACGGGACAGGCGCUGGACCGCCUCGGAUGCCGCCUCCAGGGCAACUACUACUUCCAGGAACAGCGUAAGGAGCAAUGGGUCUGCCAUUCCGUUUUUUCCCCAUUUCAGCCUCUCGGGAUCCCUCUUGGAUCGAUAUGUUGAAUGCGACCUUCCCCCCAUCUUUCUGACUGCAACGAGCUGCCUAUCUCUCACUUUAUCAUUAUUUAGGGUGUAAACUGGAAGGCAUGGGUGGGUCGUUGCAUAUCUGGGCGUAAACUGGGAUUCGAAAGUUGCAGUCUAUUCUUACUGAUUGCCUCAAAUUUCUUAAAGGUCGUCCAUACUUAUGUAUUAUUCACUUAGUAAAACUCUGAGGUUCCCAGAUUUUUGUUUUGAGAAAUUGGGACUUCAUGGGCGAUGUGAUUCUUUUCUUUGUAGUGAUCAAUUCAUUUUCCUGUCUAGAACCAGAAAGGAGGAAACAUAAAUUUUUAGUAUGUUGAUUAACCACUCUUUUGUUUGGUGUUUGCCCUGCUGUGAUAGACGGUGUGGAACAAGUAACCCUUAAAUCUCAUUAUCAUCGUUAUAUGGAGGCUCUCGUCGUUGAUGAAUUAUCCUUUCAUUUUUCUCAUAAUGUUUUGUUAAACUGUUUGCCGAAUGCUAGCAUCAUAUCCUUCUCCUGAUACACUAGGCUUAUUGCUAUCUGAUUCUUGAACCUUUAGCAAAUAUUUUGGGGUCUUAAUGUCAUGUCUGAAUGCUACCUAACUUAUCCGCUUAUGAAAUGAAAUUUGUGUGUUGAACCAAAUUUUUUAAUUGGAUCGAACUAAAUUAUCAGGAGACGAUCUAAUGUGCCCAUACUUGUGUUGUUGAGAUUGAUUGUUUGUUGAAUAUUGGUGUGAAGACUAAAAGGCAGACGCUGGUUUAUUUGCACAAAGAAGCAUGCUGCUUUUUUCUCUGAGAAUUCGUUCCCACGUCCGCAAGAAGGUUGGAUAGGAUUUCAGUCCUACAUUUGUGUUAGACUGGAUACACCAAAUUAUCUAUUUUAUUGAUUGUUGCAAUAUCUAUUGGUUUCAAAAAUGAUUUUCUAAGUAGAUCUGACGCAAAAUUUAGUUGAUUGGAUAUCAUGCAAUGAAGUGAAUGUGCCGCUUCAAAAUUAGUAAGGAUUCAUGUUCUUUUCAUCUUUCUUGUGAUAGGAGUUAUCUUGCAAUAGGCAUCACUUAAUUUCCUAGAUGUCUGGUAGGUUUUUUUAAUUAUCAGUUGAUGCGUUUCUUGUACUUUUCUUUAUUUACAAGUUCUUCUUUUUGUCAUUCUUUCUUGCUAUUGAUUUGAUCAUUUCAUGUUUCUGGCACUGAAUCACACAUUACGUUCAUUCAGUAUUUCACGUGGGGAAGUUGGAGCAUAGACGGAUGAGGCUUGUCCAAAUACUACGUUGUCUGAUAUUUAAUUUUUCUUGCCAUGGAUUUGUGGUGCUAUCUGGCACAUUAUCGCUCAUGGAAUCAAAUAUGAUUGGGUUUACUCUGCAAAUGGGAAUGAAUUAUUGUUAUAUCCUUAAAUAAAGGUUUAAUCACAAGUGCAGUUACAUAUUUAGAUUGUGCUAGUUUGAGCACCCUCCUUCCCCUGGAGGUACCAUCCCUCUCAGGCUACAUACUCGUCCUUUGAGGCUGCAGUCCCCUUCACCCUACGCCCCACUCUCCCUGUCUAGCUGCCUCCUCCUUCAUGUCCAUUUUAAAUUCUGGGAUGAUGUUAUCAGUCAAGUUGCUGAACUUUUUUGUUUAUAUUUAUCUUGAAACUUUAAGUUUGUAACUGAUUCACGUCUGCUUUGCACCACAUUUUCCAGAUUAACAUUGAUAUUUUUUUCACCUUUCAGUCUCUAGACAUCGGACUCUCAUGAAUAUUUUUGACAAGGUACCGAGUGUUGACAAGAGUGCAUUUGUUGCCCCAAGUGCAUCUAUGAUUGGUGAUGUGCAAGUUGGGCGGGGAUCGUCAAUUUGGUAUGGUUGUGUUUUGAGAGGUAAGUACUUUCUAGAGUUCUAGACUGUUUGUUGUUUUUGCAUUAAUUUUCGUAUGAAUUUCCAUAUUUUGAUGAUGCCACCCCAUUUGCCAGAUUUUUUUCUAAUUUGUGAUCCGGUAGUUUGAAUAUUUUUAUUGUGGGAGUAAUUUAUUUAUACAAAUUUUUAACUCCUUUCUGGAAUUUUUCAAAAAAUCGAUAAACAUGAUGUAAACAGUUCUUGACGUUGAAUAAAAUUUGUGAUUGUAACUCCAAAUAAUAGAUUCUUAUCUGGAAAUGUAUAGAAUGCUUCUCCUCUUGCUUUUCGUUGAUAAAUAAUCUUUUAUGUACUGUCAUAUUUCUUUUCUUUAGGUGUGACAAUAGGUUUGUUAGUAUGUAUGAAUUUUUUAUCACAAUUUUUAUUUUUUUUACGAGAUGUUAGAUUGCUCGUGUUCUUUUUCAUAUCUGCAGUGGAAUCUAAGUCGACUUUACUGAUAAAAUUUAGAAUAAAUUUAAUGUUCUUAAAGGAAGUGUUAGUUUACAGAUAUUAUUAGUGUGAACAUUAUUCACAUGAUUUUAUUAUUGUGGACGUAUGUAUGUCAUUUUAUGUGUGACAUAAUAAUUGAUUUUUCUUUCUAUUAUUUUUUUACAUAUUCAAACCAGACCUUAUGCAUCAUCCAGGACCUCAUUUUGGUUCCUAGGCCGUAAAGGUGCUGAUUUUUGUCUUGGUCCUCUUAAACACAUUGUUGUUCUUGCAGUACGCAUUUAAAUUUCAUGAACGUGCUGCCAUCUGUACUACAUGGCCACCAUUCUUCAGAAAAGAAAUUCUAAACAAUGCUACUUGCUGUCAAGAGCGGAGCACUCAAAACACAUUGGAUUCUCGCAUUGUUAUAGUCUGAAGAUAACCACUUCAUAGGACAGACAUCAUAAGAGAGAACAUUACAAGAUGCUGACAUUUAGCGACUUCAAGUCAUAAUCUGAUAUGACUUUAGCAUUCAAGUUUUUAUGAUAUUUUUCAUGAAAUUAAUAAAAUCUUGUUCCAUGGGGCAUAUUAUUCUUUUGUGAAAUGUAAAACCCGCCUUAUCUACAGAAAUUUUUCAUUGUGUUUGACUUAUUUCGAAAGAUUUUAUUAGAACAGAAUAAUAUUCUCUUCUUUAUAAUUCUUGAAUUAGGUAAAUGGUUUUAUUAAAUUUAAAAACUGCAAGGGUCUUUGUAACUGAUAAUUUGUAGCAAAUACCACUUCAUCUUCUUUGUUCUUGGCUCAUUCAUUUGGCUUCUUGUCUUGGCCAUAGCAGCAGCAGCAGAACACAGAUAUACGCCUUUAACUGAGGAAUGUAGAUGGUUUACCCAGCUAGGCUGGUCAAACAGGAACAAAAUAUGUAAUUUCAAGUGAUAUCGAUUGACUCCUUUUUUGUUGAUUGAAGAUGCGUUUUGGGAAGAAGGGAUAGCAUACCAUUAUAUUUGGGUAUUGGAGUGGCCAUGCAUGUGUACAUGCUGUUUAAUUUCUUUUGUAAUGUGAGAGAAGCCUUCAGUGGGGACCCCAAGCUUGUUCAGAAGAUCAGGGUUAUGUUGAAUGUAAUAAGGAAACAAUAUGCUGAUAGAAAAAUGUAUUAUAAAUGGUGAUAAAAGAUGGCUCCAUAUUCCACUCCACGAAGUUUGGCUAACUUGGUACUGUUUUGAGAUUAGGGAAAGAACUGAAUUGAACUAACGAGGGCAGGUUUUACUCCAAUGUGAACCUGAACAGAACUCUAUUAAAGAUUAUUUCCUUAAAAAUUUCAACUAUGCACCUUAAUUUAUUCUAAUUUACUUUGGGAUUGUAAAUAGAUUUAAAUCAUGAGUCGAAUUGGGUCCCCAUGUUGUGAAAAUUUGUUUUCAUUCACCGCAAGUGUAUUUAAUUCUAUAUGGAGCACAGUUCAUUGGCAAAAGGAUUGACGGUUUCAUUUAGUAAAUGUGAUCCCUUUCUUCAAAAGCAAGGGUCAAGAGCAUGUUUUGUGACGUGGAAUAAUGGAGAGACUAAUUGAUUACAAUUAGUAAAGGGCAUUAUGUUUUCGCUGAAAUCAACAUGGAUUCCUGCUGUGAACGUUCAUGACAUUAGUCAUCUAUUCUUUCGUUGGUGGAGGGAAAUUCUAAGGUGAAAAUAGUAAUCUAUAUAUGAUUUCUAUUCAGAAAGCAUAAGGCUUAGUAGCUGGGUUCAUACAGCUGAAUGGAUUGAAGAAUAAGGCUGGUACAUGCAAGCAGUAAAGACAACAAGUUCAAGAGUCAAGUGUGGAUGGUCAUCCUACUUGGUAAUUGAUUGUCAUUACAGAUUGAAUUUGUCACGUGUCUGUAUACACUGGUCAUGAUUGCGAUGAGAGUUUUAUAGGAAUCCAUAUAUCUGCCAAGUUAUGAGAGUUAUGAGAGUUUUACUGAUGGUAAAAUAAAAAGGGUAGAUGACAAGUUAAGGUUGUAGAGAAGGCACUAGGGCAAAGGAAUGAUGAUCAACCCAGACACAGUAUUAUGCUUAAAUAUGCAUAUAAUAAUUGAUAAUUUCUGGUUUGGAGAUAUGAAAUAUAAUGGUGUAAUGAUGCCUUCCCUUGAGUGCUUCAUUUCCUUGGGUUUGUGGGGAUUUUAGCUUCCCAUUUAUUGUGGUAAGCAUAUUCUGACGACUGAAAGGUUACUAUGAGGCUAGGGUUGGUGUAGCUGUGUCAUGUGGACAAGAUUUGGGCCGUAAAAGAUGUUUAUGCAAACAAAAUGAUGGUUAUUAUGAUUAGAAUAUUGAGCGGGAGAUUCAUUCGAAAUCUUUGAUCACCUAGAUUAUUUACUGAACGGUUUGGGAGCAUCAUCUAUCUGAAGAAUCCGAUGGUUUGGUACAUCUGUGAACAGAUUUCAUGGAAUGCUUUGUAGAAUCCGAUGAGAUCUUAUGUCAUUCUGCGCAACCUGUCAAAGCUCUACCAGGCACAGUUGAUGGCAGUUUUAUAUUUCAUUUUUUUAUUGGGACUGAUUUCAUGACCUAAUUAUGAGGUCUAAUUGUAGGAUAUUUUCAGCCCCCUCCAUUGUAACUGGAGUUACUAUUCUAGUCCCUUCUUGUUUACGAGAAGCCUGUUUAUCCCUCAUGAUGGGCAAGGAGUUUUCAGCCUGAUACGAUCCCCUUUGGUAGGAUCGGAUCUGAGUGAAUCAGAAGAGAAACAAUUGUAUAGAUCCUCAACUUGGGACAAUGUUGUAGGUAUAGAACGUCAGGAUGACAGUUCUAUUGAAGUACAAGAAAGGAAAGAGGGAAAGAAGAUUAAAAGGGUGGGGAAUGAAUUCGAGAGGAUUCCCCUGCCUGAACUGUUCUCCUCUUGAUGUCCCCCCAAGGUGUAUUUAUAGCCCUCACACAUGCUUUGCACGUGUCCCCCUCUUAUGCCUUCUAUAUGUCAGUAGCGGGAUCGUAACACAGCCAUUCCUGGCUUUUCUUGUCUUAUUAUCUUUUAUGUUGGCAUGAUGCCUACAGUUCGGUUCUGAUCUCAAUCCAGUUUUCUCUUAGGUUCUCUUGUCAUAAGUCUCUUAUUUGCAAUCUUGUACUUCAUUCUUCUUCAUUACAUCCGAUCCUUCUCCCAUUUUUUUAGUCAUGAUUUUCUGGCAUGUGCUGAGUUUUCAUCUGUCCCUAUAGGUACACUCCCGUUAUUAGUAUUUGCUUCCUUAAAAAAGAAACCAUUUUUUGUGGGUGUUUACUUAGAGUGGUUUAUUACCAGUACUAGAAUUGCUUGGUUUUGUGGACAGGGCUGAAAAAUCCGAAGAUAACCUGGAAUCGGGGCUAAAGUUUUGGGAUAAAAGUAAUGCCCAAGUCGUUGGUUGGAUUGUGAAUUGGUUGAACCGCAUGUUGGCAUAAAUCUGCCACUGUACAAGAUAUAAUGUGUCCUGUAUAAUUUUUCAAGAAGGUUAUAUCUUCAGUAUAACGAAUCAGGGAAGGACAAUUUGGAAUGAAUCCUUUUGCAGCGACCAAGUUAACGAAUUUAAUAGAUCAUCACCUUAUUUCCAAGGUGACUAGACAAGGUGCUACGCAUCUGCAGCCAUCUCCCAAUAGCUAUCCUUGUACUGGAUAUUGACUACCGGACACUAUGAUGAUAAUCUUGCCAAAAAUUGUAGAUAUACUACUUGAGACCUCAAAAAUUGGUAUCAUAGGUACUUUACAAAGGAUAGGCGUAUUUGGACUGACUGAAGGUGACAUCCAGUUAAGGCUUGUGAGCUAUAAAUUCAGUUCAGGCUUCUUCUACCGAUUCUAUUACUAUCAGAAGUCAGUCUUCUACAGCUCCUAUUCUUACUAAAUCUAUUGAAAAAUAGUCAGGACUAGCAGUGGGAUUAUAUUUUUUGCUAAUAUUUUAAAAGUUAUUCAAUAGGACUAUCACCCAGUUGUUUGGUCACUCUCCUUUUCAAAAUGGUAUUACCAAAUAUAAACAUCAACAUAUUGUUGGUGUUGCAUGUGCUCUUUCUCCUGAGGCUUUUAUUCUGCCAAACUUUUUAUGUGAAAAUGCUUGAAGUUAUGUCAUGGCCAAAAUUGAAUCCGCUACAAUUUUGGCAAAUUGAAUCAGUGAAAGCCUAUAUUUUCGUAUCUUUUAGAAACAAUCAAAUACCGAUCUCUCUACAUCUUAUAUGUUUUUUUUUGUCUAUCCUUCCCCUAGAAAAUCAUAAACUUUUAGUUCUAGUAGCAAGGUAUGGACUUCCUUAUUGUAGUCUGCAAAAAAAAGAUAUUUUGUCUCCGUUAAUGCCAUCUUCUGAAAUGAAAGCCCAUUACGUAUAAAUAGAUCUAUAAAGUUAAGCCAACAUUCGAUGUUCUUUUGGUUGGUACAUAGCUUGGCUGAUUUUGAUAAACGAUCAAAAAUAUGGUGUUAAUUAUCAUGACUCAUAUUCCAACAGAUAUGAUCGCAUCGCCUAUGUAGUUUAUUCAAUCUUUCUCUCAUUCUCUGCCCAAUUUUUAAAUAAACGUGAAAAAUGCCUUUUAAAGGGUUGAUUUAGAUGAAGUAUCCAUGACACUACCUGAUUUAAAUCGUGUUGCAAAACAAAUAGUAUGUAGACGUAGGAGAUCCUUGUAUAGCCUCAAGUAUGACCCAAGGACGGCUCAAUAAACUGUGGACAACUGUGUUUGAAGUGUUGUUCCAACGGAGCAUAUAUGAUUGUUCUCUUUUUAUGAUAUAAGCCUCUGAUAACAUUGCCAUUUGCUUCUAUAUGCAGGUAAUGUAAUGUUACAGUAAGUAUUUCUAUUAUUUUUGAGUGUAUCAAAAAUAUCUUAUAGAGAGUUUUUCAAAUCAAACAUCUCAAGCAUCUCAAUUUUUUUUUUAUUGUGGGAGGACAUAGAACUUCCAAUGGAAUUAAGCCUUCUCAAAUAAAUGAUGCAAGAUUUAAUUACUUGAGAAAUUUGGAUAACCGCAUUGUUGUUCUAACUCUAAUAAAAUUUAACUUGAAACUUCGUAGUGAAAAUGGCAGUUUUCUUCAUGAUACAACCGGCCACUGAGAUCUAGUUUGUAGCCUUAUCUCGGUUUUCUACUUCUUUUUAUUUUCUAUGCCCAUAAUUUGGUCAGUCAAUUUAUGACUGCUCGUAAAAUGCUUGGAUCCUGCCGUUGUUGACUGUAUGAUAUGUUCUACUGCUGUCCAACCUUGAUAUUAUCUACUUGUAGUGAUUCUGAUCAGGGUGGUUGGUCAAAAAACUAGGAACCUUUGCCAUCUGAUUGAUAUUGAAGUUUAUCAAUCAAAUCAAUGCUAUUCGAUCCUCCAACAUCAACCAAAUCAACCUUGAUAUGUUUUGUGAGAUUCUAUGCAUUCUGUUAUUAUUCUAUCUAUAACAAUGGGUAGCUGCUUUUAUGUCCUUUAGCUAGUCUAAAUGUAGCAUGUAGUCAGUCCCUUCUGCUGUGAUUUUAUUUAGCAUUUGUUAUCUCCCUACUGCCUUUAGGAAGCCUAUCUAUCCCAUGAGAUGGAAAGGGCAUUUCUUUUCUCUUGUUGUGACAUGUCUCAAUGAUGUCUUCUAGUUACAGAGCAAAUUAAAAUAUGGACGAUGUGAUUGAAGUGUACAAAUAAGUGAUGAGAUGUAGGUUAAUCUUCGCAUGAUUAAUUAGGUCUAGGCUGAAAAAAGCCUUGGUACUGAAAGAUGAUAUUACCAAUGCAAGAGAAAUAGGAAGAUUGGUGGUCUGUGUUCUAAGGGAUUGAUCUUAUGUUGUAUCUCCCUCUAUCUUGCAUCUCAGAACUAGAGGGUUUCUUUCAUUGAUUGAUUCGUUUUCUAUUUUAAAAUAUUAUUUUCAACUUAAACAUCUAAUUUGCAGUUUGAAUGAUAUUUAUUUGACUAAAUUUCUUGUGUGUAGGGUACAUGGCUCUUCUUGUUGGCGUAUCUUUUGGUUUUCUUGGCUGUUUCCCGGCUUAAGCUGUUGAACUUCACUUUUGUAUAGUUUUGUUAUUGACUUUUUGUACCGCAUGCAUCUUUUUUGUCUACCUAGUCAACCUCUCUUCUAGGCAAUAGAUGCUGUGUCUGAUUUUGUCUUCUUCUCUUCAUGGGGCUUCUCUUCUGUGGAACCAGCUUUUGAUAGCAUUGUGCAAUCAGUGGGAGAUUAAUGUGAAGAUUUUUGCCUAAUGUUAAUGAGUUGUUUAGACAUUGGGGUUUUUCCAUUCAAAUCCUGUGCUGACUCCAACUUGAAGGCUUUGGGCCCUCAUGUCAGUAACAUUGACCUGGUGCCAUGUUGCAUCCUUUGUAGAGUUUGAUCUCUGCUGUUAAGAAGAAGAUUUUGAUGGAAAAUAUGUCAGACAGAAGCUUAUUGAAAUGGUAUUGGCAUUUUAUUUCUUAUUUAAAAGCAUAAAAUAAGAAAACUUAGAAAGGACCUUUAAUAUAAAUUUCAUCAUGUAUGGUUCUAACCCCACAACCUAGACCAAUCUGACCAUCCUCACAGUGGAGGUGUCUGGCAGGGGAACCAGGAGCCUGGUGACAAUGGUCAGUGGUGACCAAUGAGGAUAAACAGUGCACCCUUUUGCAGGGAAAAGAUAUGGUCACUGUAUAGGAGCGUUUCCACACAUUUUCCUGUUGAAUGAAGAAAACCAAUUUCCGUAUAAUUCUUUGUCUGCACAUUACACAGGUUUAAACCUGAUUUUACUUUUAGUUUAUGAAUUUCUUGGGCCAUGAUAAGGUGUUGUGGAGAAGUAUUUAGCAUGACGAUUGAAUGUGGCAUUUAGCUUUUUUUUACAGCUCAUCAUUUCCUUUUAUCUGACUGUUCUCAUCGCAGUGGAUUAUUGUGAUUUUUCUAUCCUUCGUUGGAGAUUUUUUUUUUCGUUUCUUUCCAUUGCAUCAGACUUGAUGUUGCUGCUGUCCUCUUUGACCUACAAAAGCUUUCAAAUUCCAGGUGAUGUUAACAGCAUCAGAGUCGGAUCUGGGACUAACAUACAAGACAAUUCUCUCGUGCAUGUGGCCAAGUCUAAUUUAGCUGGGAAGGUCUUCCCAACAAUAAUUGGAGACAACGUUACAGUUGGUGAGUCACUCAGUUUUGGGUUCUGCGUCCCUUUUUGCCUGCAUCAGUGGCACUUGCCAUUUGAUCUUGUGUAUCAGAAGGUUAUUUUCUUCUAAGAGACUGCCCCAGGGCCGCAUUCAAUCACAUUUUUCCGUGGGGAUUAAACUUCUCUUCCUUCACUAUACUUUUUUGCCUACUUGAUGUUAUAUCCUUCUUUCUAACUAGGUUCGGGUCGAGACGAGACCCUUGAGGAUUUACUUUGUGGGAAGCGAUUUUCUUUUAAAUGCCUGGCUUUUGUAGGGCACAGUGCCGUCUUACAUGGGUGCACUGUAGAGGACGAGGCGUUUGUUGGUAUGGGUGCGACCCUGCUUGACGGAGUUGUGGUCGAGAAGAACGGAAUGGUCGCCGCCGGAGCUCUUGUGAGACAGAACACGAGGAUCCCUUCUGGGGAGGUCGUCCCUGAACACCGUCUCGUCUGCUUAUAGCGUUCAUCACAGUUUUUCGUAACUUUGCAUGCAAAAGUCCUGUUAAAGUGGGCGGAUUAGCAUGCAAAAGAAAAUAACGGUUGAGGCAAAAAAAAAAACGCAGGCCUAUAUUCGUUUGAUUAUUAUCGCUGAAAGGCUUUCUUUGUCCAAUGUGUAUUGAUCUCACACCCAUUUCCAUCUAGAUUUUUCCACAAAGCCAGCUGCAUACCCUCAACCAAACUUUUGGAGAUCCUGUCCCCACUUUACUCAUGAGCCCACCCACGAGUAAAAGUUUGAAUAUUAUGAGGUUCUGCCAAGAUUUUCUUCCAGCAUAUAUGUUAUGGUUGUUGUGGAAUAAAUCAUUGGAGCUGUCGAUUGCAGGUUUGGGGAGGGAAUCCGGCAAGGUUCCUGCGGAAGCUCACCGAGGAAGAGAUUGCCUUCAUCUCCGAGUCGGCUGCGAACUACAUGAAUCUGGCCCAAGUCCACGCUGCAGAGAAUACCAAGGCCUUUGACCAGAUUGAUCUGGAGAAGGCGCUCCGCAAGAAGUUCGCCCGCCGGGACGAGGAGUACGACUCAAUGCUGGGGGUCGUCCGCGAGGUCCCCCCCGAGCUGAUACUCCCCGACAGCGUUCUUCCUGGCAAAUCCCCCAAGCUUGCUCACUGA